Messenger RNA from Pisolithus orientalis, 588 nucleotides. RefSeq lists its product as uncharacterized. Lineage: Eukaryota; Fungi; Basidiomycota; Agaricomycetes; Boletales; Pisolithaceae. The transcript has 10 exons. The record is from RefSeq and is a predicted model, not a curated record. The coding region runs from base 1 to 588 and encodes 195 amino acids.
AUGCUUUGUUACAAGCAACUGUCAUCCUCUCACCUCCCUGUCAUUGUCUUCCUGCUUGCCACCUCUAUGCUUCAAGUUUGGACACAUUGGCUGAACCUGAGCUGGCUCCAUGCUGCUCACUCAGAGCUGCAGCUGACUUUGUGUCACUGCAGUUCAUACUCUGUUGAGUUUGCAUCACUGAGGUUGCCCCAGCACCACCAUGCUGCUAGUGGGGUUCAAGACCUCAAGGAGUUCAUCUUGCCCUUCACCCCAGAUCCUCUCCUUCCUGCUUGCAAAGUAUUGCUGUCUGAGCUGUUGAUCCCUGCUUAUCAUUAUUAUAAGUCAGAGGUACAUCUAUUGUCAUCAGGUGUUGGGCUGACUUAUCAUCACUAUCAGGUAUCAUCUUUUACUGCAGUUAUCAGAACUGAGGUUCUGGUAAUGAUCUCCUUCCAUUCCUCACCAAUUCUGUGCUGUAUACAUUAUCCUGUUCAUUGGCACUUGUCUCAUUCCUUACCCACUCCAUCUGGUACUGUUAUCCAAGGAGUGAUCUCAUCCAUAUUCCAAGGAUUGUGCAAGCUAGAAGGAAGUGAGGGUGCUAGUGUGAAUUAG